Molecule: messenger RNA, 912 nt
Organism: Rhizophagus irregularis DAOM 181602=DAOM 197198
Lineage: Eukaryota; Fungi; Glomeromycota; Glomeromycetes; Glomerales; Glomeraceae
Source: RefSeq, a predicted model, not a curated record
AUGUUCCCACUUGGUGUUUGUAAUUUUAACAAUAAAUAUUGUGGUUGUCAAACUUAUAAAGAAGAUGAGAAUAAUCCAGAGAAAUGUUAUUAUUGCCAUCAUUAUAAUGCGUUUCAUACCGGGUUUUCUCCUGCACCUCACAAUACUUCAACGCCAUUAUUAGAAGCUUGUCAAAAAGAUGGAGUUUCCUGUGAAUGUCAAGCUUUUUUGGCUAAUCCUAAUAACGAAUUGAAAUGCAAAUAUUGUGAUCAUUUUACUGCAUUUCACAAGAAUACCUCACCAAGUAUCGUUCCUGGCUCGAUUAAUAUUGAAAGUAAUUUGCCAUCAUACAUAUUAACAUCAAGUAUUAAUAAUUCCGAAGAUUCUAGGUUAAGAGAAGAAGCCAUUAAAAAUAGACAUAUGCCGAUUACUAAAAAGAGGAAAAGAAAUCAGUCAAAAUUUCAGAAUCACAAUUCACCUAGUUUCGGUUACAAGUAUAGUAUAGUUGCUUCUAGAAGUCGACCUGCUAACGUUUCACUUUAUCUUAAUCACAUAUUAUUGUUUACACAAAGAAGUUGGGAAAAUAAUUCAGCUCCAAGAGAAAAUACUUCAGUUUGGGUUGAAAUGAGGGAUAAUGGAUUCAUUAUAGAAAAUGUAUUAUUUAAUGAAAAUACUUCUGAAGCUAUUAAUGAUUUAAUUACCCGUUCUUUUCCUUCCGUUAAUGAAGAUAAUUGGAUUUUAUUAAAUGCUGUUUCUGCAAGUAAAUUAAAAAUUGCUACCUGUCAGGAAAAAUCUUUAAAGAAUUUUAGAGAAAAUAUGUCAAAAAGCAACAAAAGAUUAUACCUUACUCUGACUUCAGAUAAAUCUAGUGAAGCAGAAGCGGAUAAUAAUCAAGAUGAAUAUUCUGAAAUUAAAAGCGAAAACACUGAUUGA